Molecule: messenger RNA, 579 nt
Organism: Polistes canadensis
Lineage: Eukaryota; Metazoa; Arthropoda; Insecta; Hymenoptera; Vespidae
Product: echinoderm microtubule-associated protein-like CG42247
Exons: 3
Coding region: 1-579 (192 amino acids)
Biological process (GO): intracellular signal transduction
Source: RefSeq, a predicted model, not a curated record
AUGAGAAAGGAGGAACAACAGGACACAACGGACUUGGAUGAAUCAGUAGUGAUAUCAGUAGCGGCACCUGCUGGUGCGAAUCGUACACCGACAACGACAACGUCUACAACAACUACGACUACGACGACGACGACGAUGACGACGAAGACGAUGUCGUCGUCGAAGAUGCCAGAUGGAGGCGCUUGCAGCGACGAAGACGAAGUCGAAGAAGGUGGCGGAGGUGGCGUAGGUGGAGGAGGUGGUGGUAGCAAAAUGGAAAAUGAGAAUCAAGUGGUAGAAAUAGAGGGGAUGAAGACCGCUGGCGUUGGUGGUCUUUCGUUAGGCGAAAGUGGGGGUGGAGGCGGCAUGGGUGGCUUCUGGAGGCAAAGCAGACCCUCCAGUCCCCGCAUGCCGCCUCCAGAGCAGCGGGAGCAGAGGCCAAAGAGCCGACACGAUCCGGCUUUAGCAAGAUAUAACAAUCUUGGUUAUUGGAGAGCCAGGCGUGUUACUUUUUACAAAAAUGGCGAUCCUUAUUUCCCUGGGGUUGAAUUCAGAUUCUACUAUGAGCCGCAGGUGGCGCAUCCACCUUUGCGACCUUGA